Molecule: messenger RNA, 546 nt
Organism: Lagenorhynchus albirostris (white-beaked dolphin)
Lineage: Eukaryota; Metazoa; Chordata; Mammalia; Artiodactyla; Delphinidae
Product: mirror-image polydactyly gene 1 protein-like
Source: RefSeq, a predicted model, not a curated record
AUGCAACAGAAAUCCAAUGAAUUAGUUAAUGAAGCUACAUAUGAGGGCAUAGAACUGCCAGAGCAGAGAUCAAGGAAUUUUCAAGUCAUCAGUCCUCAUCUAGAAGAUAAAGAACAGAGAAAACUAAAGCUUAAACUGGAACUCCAAGAAAAAGCAACAGAAGCUCAAAUUGCUGAAAAAACAGCAGCUCUGGUUGAAGAGGUGUAUUCGCAGAGGGAACGUGAUGAAGCUAUUAUGUCUCGACUGCAGUUAGCCAAUGAGGAGAGAGAUGAAGCAAUUGCAGGAGCCAAGCAUAUGGAAAUAUCUCUAAAACUGCUAGAAAAUAUUAACCCUGAAGAAAAUGACAUGACAUUACAGGAAUUACUGAACAGAAUAAACAGUGCAGACACAGGGAUAGCUAUUCAGAAGAAUGGAGCUAUAACUGUGGAUAGAAUCUACAAGACCAAGGAAUGUAAAAAGAGAAUAACUGCAGAAGAAAUGAAUGCAGUGAUUGAAGAACGGGAUGCUGCUUUGUCUCAGGUGGAAGUUUUUCUCCCUUUGGACUAA